Molecule: messenger RNA, 1311 nt
Organism: Adineta ricciae
Lineage: Eukaryota; Metazoa; Rotifera; Eurotatoria; Adinetida; Adinetidae
Source: the annotation of a GenBank genome assembly
AUGCAUACUAACAAGGCAUAUAUCGACUAUGAUAGUCGAAAUAUUCGAUCACAUUCAUGUUGGCAUCAUCGUCGGUUCAAGAUUUUUUGUAUUUCCUUGAUAAUCUUAGGAGUACUCAUUAUUGUUUUCAGUCUUUUGUUGAAAUUUGUUAUUCUUACUCCAAAGAAAACAACUACUAUCAGUACAACAACAGGGACAACCACUACUAUCACUACAACGGUAGGAACAACCACUACUACCACCACAACGAUAAGAACAACCACUACUAUCACCACAACGAUAGGAACAACCACUACAACUGAGAAGCCAGGAUGGGUAACUACUGCUGAUAUGAACAUUGCUCGAAUUGAGCACACUGCAAACCUACUAAAAAAUGGAAAAGUAUUAAUCACCGGAGGAAUUCAUAAUUCAUCCGAUUUAAACGUUGCUGAGCUGUAUGAUCCAUUGAUAGGACUUUGGACAGUUACUGGUACUAUGAAGAACAAACGUUACGGACACAUAGCAAUGACCCUGAGGAAUGGAAAAGUAUUGGUGGCUGGUGGGCUUAGUUACCCUAAAUAUUUAAAUACUGCAGAAGUAUAUGAUCCAUCAACAGGAAUAUGGACAAUGACUGGUAACAUGAGAGAUGCUCGACAUUUGGCUGCCGGAUCAAUAUUAUCGAAUGGAAACGUAUUAAUUAGUGGAGGGAACAAUGAUUCUGGGUUUUUGAGUAGUGCAGAAAUCUAUGAUCCAUCAACUGGAAUUUGGAGUACUACUGGUAGUAUGACACAUGCACGAAAUCGACAUACAUUAUCUCUAUUGUCAAAUGGACAGAUAUUAGUUACAGGUGGAUAUGCAAAUCCUACAUUUUUAAAUAGUGCUGAAUUAUAUGACAUAACAACAGGAAAGUGGACUACUACAGCUAAUAUGAAUGAGGCACGAGAGCGACAUACAGCAAACGUCUUAUCCGAUGGUAAAGUGCUAGUUACAGGUGGAUCUUAUAAUACUAAAGUGUAUAAUACUGCUGAAUUAUAUGAUCCAUUAACCGGUCGCUGGGAAUUUGCUGGUAAAAUGAAUAAUACAAGAUGUAAUCAUCAAGGAGUAUUACUGCAUAGUGGAAAAGUAUUAGUUACUGGUGGGUCUGAUGAAAGAAAAGUUCUCGAUAGUGUUGAAUUAUAUGAUCCUUCAACGAAAAUGUGGACAACAGUUGAUGGUAUGAUUUCUAAUCGCGAAUUUCAUACAGCAUGCUUAUUGUUGAAUGGAAAAGUAUUAGUCAGUGGUGGAUCUAUUGACAAUUUAUAUUUAGCUAGUUCCGAAUUAUAUAAUCCAUGA